Punica granatum (pomegranate) is the source of this 1949-nucleotide messenger RNA. Lineage: Eukaryota; Viridiplantae; Streptophyta; Magnoliopsida; Myrtales; Lythraceae. The record is from RefSeq and is a predicted model, not a curated record.
UCCAUACUCUCUCUCCCUCCUCCUGCUCCUCUCUCUCUCUCUCUCUCUCUCUCUCUCUCUGUCCUCUUCUCUCUUCUCCCUGGAGUGAAGGGAAUGUCUCAUUUCGAAACUCGGGGUCGCUUCUCUCUGCAAAUUCUUUGCCAAGAUUUUGUUGGGUUUGCUGCUGCAGCAAUCUUAGCUCCUGCUUGAAACGAAAAAACCCGCCACAUAAAAAGGGGAAAUAAAAAAAAUCCAAGCUUUUGCUCUUACAUGUGUCUGUUCUACCAGAAGAUAGUUUCAGUUAUUGGGUAUUAGUGGAAAGCAUAAGCCCGAGAACAUGGGUUGCUUUGUUUCUACACCAAAAGAUUCGGGCGGUAACAGGAGGAGACCAGGAAAUAUUGGUGAAGUGCUGGUAUACGUUCCGGGUCUACGAAUUCCUAAACUGGUGGAUUUUUCUGAGUCUCUUGGGAACCAUCUGUCACGGAAUUUAGUGGAACGGUUAUCAGCCCUUAGGACUCGGAUAGUUGUAAUGGCUGGUCAGGAAGCGCCAACGAUCACGCGAUCGAGAAGAAAAAGUGCCACACAACAUGGGGGCUCCACGUUAGCUGAUCUUCAGCAGGCUCUAGAGGAUUACUUGCCUGUUCUUCUGGGAUUGGUUAAAGACGGAAGUCAACUGCAACACAAAGUACAAUUUGUCUGGGUCAAUCAGGAAGAUGAAGCAGAGGAGACAGCCAUGUCUAACGCUUGGUAUGAGGUCUUAUCAGUUUUACACUUGAUGGCGAUGCUGUCUUUAUCACAGGCCAACUUAUUGCUCCUUCCGAGAACCUCUGCUGAUGGUUAUCAGGCAAAAGUUUCCGAAGAAAACCGGAGAGCCUCGGUUGAUAUUUUCCUUAAAGCAGCCGGAUACCUAGAUUGUGCCGUUCGACAUGUCCUUCCUCAGCUGCCCCCUGAACUAAGGAGAGAAUUACCAGUAGACCUUGCAGAAGGAGUUCUUCAGGCACUCAGCCUACAGGCAUUGGGACAGGGUGCUGAUGUCCAACUUGGGAUAGCAAUUGACAGUACCAAAGCCACUCUUGCUGUGAAGCGUAGACUUGCCUGCGAGAUGGUAAAGUACUGGCAGCAGGCUCAAGAUAACUUAAUGAACCUUCCCUUAACAAAUGGCUGGGGUGAAAAGCAUCUCCUCUUCGUAAAGUGGAAAUACACUGAAGCCAAGGCUGCAGCAUACUACUAUCAUGGUUUAAUUCUGGAUGAAGGAAACACGGAGAAGUUUCAUGGGAUGGCAGUAGCUGCUUUGCAAGCAUCGGACGAAUAUUUACGAGAAAGUAAGAAGUUAUCCGAGGCAUUUAAUGCCACUCCUCCCUUAUCAAGAAACCCUCCACUUUGGGGAACCAUGAAGUAUCUCAGUGAGAAAAUCCCAAAGGAUACCUCAAGCAAGGUGCGAAUAAACCGGGAUCUAUACACUCAUGAAAAGGUUAUGGAGACAGCCCCAACACUGCCCGAUUUCGCAUUAGCCUUGAAACCCGAUGAGUAUCAGCUUCCUGCAGUAAAUAGCUGUUGGAGCGACGACAAUAUGAGCAAGGGUCAAGCAGGCCUGCAUCAGCCCAAAGGCGGCCGAAGAUAGUGUGAUCUGAUGUGGUACCUUGCAAAAUACCCUGAUACAGGGUGUGCCGGUGGGAAGACGAAAGACACAUUACACAUACUGAUUAAGGAUGCUGCCCGCAAAUGUUGAAUCAGCAAGAAGUCGAAGCGAGGAGGCGUCGGCCUGUUUCGCCACUAUGCCUCGUUUGCCUGUUUGUUUCAAGUUGUUCUCCUGUAGGUUCAAAUUGUGUUCUGUAACAGAGCUUUGUACAAGUCAUGUAAUUUGUCAACUUGGUGGGAAAAGGGGGGGAAAAAAUGCCCGUCUUUUUAAACAUAUGUUGUUGAAUUUGCCAUCUUUGUUAAUAAAAGAAGCCCCGUGCCGUUUGCGCAUA